This is a messenger RNA of Parascedosporium putredinis, 1173 nucleotides long. Lineage: Eukaryota; Fungi; Ascomycota; Sordariomycetes; Microascales; Microascaceae. The record is from the annotation of a GenBank genome assembly.
AUGCCACAAUCCCGGAUUCCCCAAGUCGACAUCUUGAUCCUGCUGCUCGACCUUGCGUGCAGCAUGCAACAAAAGCAACCGGACCUCAUGAUCCAGAAACUCAAGGCGCUACAAAUCCGCAUGGACGAAGCUACCGACUGGCAGACUACGACGGCGUCCUUACGACUUCCCAUCAAGAAAGCAUCGGGGAUGCAGCCCCUCAGCGAAGACACGGCGGCUGUCGUGGAGGCGGGCGGGCCAGAAGACGCCAACGAUUACCUCGUCUUCUCCUACGUGGCGAAAGCUGAACUGUACAUCCUAGUGAUGACGUUUAGCGGCAUCGCAUUUGUGUCGAGGUCUACGGGUAGCCAGCAUAGGACGUUAGACUUUUGGGAGGAGGCCCUUGACACUCUGGAGAGAUGGAACAAGGAAAAGGGUUCAGGGGACGUGAUCCCGCUGCCUUCGCUACAGGAGGCGGUGCGCAGAGCGACGUGGAGAAACGAAGUGCAUUGCUACCUGCACAUCCUGAUCGCGCUGUACUCUGCGACGCAAAGUAGAUGGGCCAAGGUGAGGGAGAGCCUGGACAAGGUGUACGCGGCCGUUGGAACAGGCGACCUUGAAAAGGCCGUCAUCAUCUACACGGACCCGAGAUUCGAGAUUGGAAACGCGACGCAGCAGCGAAAUGUGAGGUUAGAUAUGGCGCUCCUGGCCAAGAUGAGUUUGCUGUGGGUCAUGGAACACCCGAGGUACCGCAACACGGCGGAGUCAACCAGGCUAUUUGAGCAGCUCCGACCGCUUUGCCAGGACCAUCACGACGUGGAAAUUCGAACGGCGUAUAACAUUGUGCUAGCCACUAUCACGAUGCAGCCACCGCCCCCUCUCCAGCAGGUCAAGAAUAGCAUGUACACGGCGCUCAACGGCUCCAAGAUGGUUGGAAACACGCACUUUUUGGCCAUCUCACUCAACAUUAUGAGAUGCCGUCUGUUCGAAAACGUCGUCGGGGAGCAGGCGCUCAAGAGUGCCAAGGCAGCAUCGACGCAGGCCAAGAGGAACGGCAACUACCUCUGGAUGAGUGUUGCUGAUGGCAUGCUCGCGCAUUCGCACGACGUGCAGGGGCAAGCGGAGGAAGCGAGCCAGGCAAAUAGUACGGCGGCCGGGUACGCGGCCAAGGCAUUGGCAGCAGAUAACCCUUAA